AAAUUUUCUUUGUGAUGGUCUGACACCCUUCAUAGCAUUUGUGAAAUCAACUCCAUCAUAGGAGUGAAAGCUCAUCAACCCACAUCCACAUGUUGACCGCAUCUUCCAUCCGUCAUGGAGAUUGUAGUAUUUGUAGUUCUAUUUUGCGUGUCUAACAUUGUUUAAUCUAUACCAACGUAGGGCUCUGAGGAUUGGGUAUUGAUUGAACACCAAGAAAGUUAUCUUCAAGAGCAUGACUGGAAAGUCAAAGAAACUAACAACUCUCCCACAUCUGAUUCCUUUUGGGACACAAGCAAGCAGGAAAAAGAGAUAAACCUUGCCAGGAUGACGCAUAUCGACGUAACCGAGUCGGACAGAAAAGAAAUGAAAAGCCAUAUUGAGGAAUUUCCUUCAGCGCAAUCAUCCAGAGAGGCAGCUGGAUGCUUUGAGCAGCGACCCAUUAACAAAGGUCGUUUUCACAUUCAAUUAUCGGCAAAUGCAGACCCGUGUCGAGACAAAUCCCUAAGCAAACAAUCUGAUGCCUCAAGCGCUGACGCAAGGGACGGUUUGGCCCCGGGCGUCCGUCAGACCAAGGAAGACGUGCAGAGAAAAAAUAAGCGACCCCAGAGCUUAAACCUGGCAAUGCCUCCAGAGCUCGUCCACGAGGAAGGAGCUAGUGAUUCUUCUGAAACUGAAAAUGAGGGCUUAGACUUGGGUACCGAUGAGGACAAAAAGUCUGAAAACGGAAGCCAUUGUGACAAAGAAGAACCGGAGGUCAUACCAGAGGAGAAAGAAAGCAAAGACGCUCCCACACAAGAUGCAGAACCAGUUAAAGGAAGCUCGAACCAGGAUGGACCGUCAGAAAUAAAUGGACCCGGAAAGAUAGACCAGGAAAGUUCUUUAGCAAGUGGAAAAGGAGAGUGCCCAAUGAAAAUAAGAGGAAAGGGCUUUAUUGACAAUAAAGAGCUAGCAGAGGUCAAAUUGCGACAGGUCAGGACACACGAGAGGAAGAUAAGCAAUUCUGGAGGAGAGGAGAUUGAAAGUCUCAUGGGAGACAGACGUCAGAGGACGUCACUGCACCGAUUGUCAGGCAGCCAUCAAUCCGAAAUCACCCGCAUCGUUCCUCUCAAACCCGAGCGAUCAAAGAGCAUCGCGUGUAAGGACGACAGGGCGGAACAGGACGAGCAAACGCGUGUCCUGAGAAGAGAAUACCGCUGGUCGGUGGGCUCGCCGGAGGGAUCCUCCGAUCUCAAUUGGACAGAUGUUUCCAGCCUCCAUCCAGCUUUUGAAGCCAAUUUGGAGAAAAUCACCAAACAAGAGCAUCCCGGUGACAAUUAUCACCCAUGUCGAAGUUCCUCUGAAAGUCAAACGUUUGCGUCAAAGAACACACCUCUUCCCAAGAUGAUUCCUCCAGCCCCACCAGUAAAAAGCAAGAAGGCGCGGGAAUCGGGACUAAUACUGCGCAACAGCAGGAAUGUCGUCAGAGAGACGAGCCAGGAAGCAGUCAAGAAGAGACACUCGGAGCCCGUCUCUGCUCCUUUUGUUUACGACGAUCCAUUUAUUGACGCCAAGGUUAUUCAUUUGGAUUCAAACUCAUUCGCAUGCCUUCUCAUCUCUACUUCUCCACUUUGCAUGAUUUUCAAAUAAGUGGAUCACUUUUCUUUUGUAAGGCUAAAAUUGCUUGAAUGUAUUCCUUUUCACUGACUGUCUCGCUUCAAUCGGCUGUGUUAAUUCAGAAGAAGAAGUUCACUUUUAAUACGUUUUUAUUCGUAACCUAAUAGUUUUUCUUUUGUACUUUUUUGCGUUGUCUGACUUUAAAACAGUAUUUUCAGAAAAUAAGCAGAUUUGUAUUUUUUGGACAUUUUCGGGCUCGGUGUCUGAUCAUUGUGAAGCCAAGCAUGCGUUCCAUCCAUCACAUGCCAUCGCCAUCAUCAGUCUGCAGUUUGUAAUCUUGGAGUGGCGCCUCUCUAUCUGUACC
Messenger RNA from Syngnathus typhle (broad-nosed pipefish), 1957 nucleotides. RefSeq lists its product as uncharacterized. NCBI's taxonomy places the organism in Eukaryota, Metazoa, Chordata, Actinopteri, Syngnathiformes, Syngnathidae. The transcript is spliced from 2 exons. The coding region runs from base 325 to 1626 and encodes 433 amino acids. The record is from RefSeq and is a predicted model, not a curated record.